Messenger RNA from Mercenaria mercenaria, 2378 nucleotides. RefSeq names its product heat shock 70 kDa protein 12A-like. The record is from RefSeq and is a predicted model, not a curated record. Gene Ontology annotation, molecular function: ATP-dependent protein folding chaperone; ATP binding. The transcript is spliced from 5 exons. NCBI's taxonomy places the organism in Eukaryota, Metazoa, Mollusca, Bivalvia, Venerida, Veneridae. Bases 179 to 1852 code for a protein of 557 amino acids.
UGACAUAAACCAGUAUGGUAUCAUCUACAUUUGAGCACGGUGAACAUUUACAGGGAAAUUAAAGUGCGCGACUACAAUAGGUAUUAUUAUAUGAAUGACAAUAAUUGUGUAAUAUUUACUAAGCUGCAGGAUUAGGAGUACCAAAAUCUGCAUAAGGUAAGAAAGUUCCCGGAGAGAUAUGGAAGUCUUCACUUCCGAGCCUGAAGUCGUCGUAGCGUUUGAUUUUGGAACAACAUACAGUGGAUACGCCUUCGCCUUCAAACACGAUCCUACAAAGGUGUUCAUUAACCAGACCUGGGCAUCGAGUUCUUUACUUUCUUAUAAGGCUCCGACAUGUGUCUUAUUAACACCAGAUAAAAAUUUUCAUUCGUUCGGUUUCGAGGCUGAGAAUAAGUAUGCAAAACUUGUCGAAGAAAAAGCUAGCCGGGGAUGGUUAUUUUUCAGGAAUUUCAAAAUGUUGCUUCAUAACAAAGAGAUGCUUUCUAGAGAAACAAUUGUGAAAGACAUCAACGGGAAUGAAAUGCCAGCAAUGGACAUAUUCUCUAUGUCAAUACGAUACCUGCGGGACAUGUUUCUUAAAGAAAUAGAGAGCAAAUCACGCGAUUUCAGGGAAGAUAGGACACUUUACAUGUUGACAGUUCCAGCUAUGUGGGCCGAGAAGGCAAAACAGUUCAUGAGGGAAGCUGCAAUCAAGGCUGGUAUUGAUACAAUGCGACUUAAACUUGCGCUUGAACCGGAAGCUGCCGUACUGUGUUGUCAGGAAGAUGAAUGCCUUAUUAAUCCUGAAAUGCAGUUCAUGGUUAUUGAUCUUGGAGGAGGAACAGCUGACAUUGGGUGCUACAGUAAAAACACAGAUGGAAGCCUAAAACAAACCUUUUUAGCAACAGGAGGGCCAUGGGGUGGCAUUUGUGUUGACAAAAACUUUCUUAAGACACUAGAGUUGCUAUUCGGUGAAAAGGUGUUAGAGGAUUGCAGAAAAAAGAACCCAGAUGAAUAUUUUGAUCUUUUACGAGGUUUCGAAAAUAAGAAAAGAUCAAUUGGUCCCGAUCUAAAUGAUGAUACAAACUGUAUAGCUUUUACGAUUCCGUAUAGCAUUAGAAAUAAUAUGUCCGAGAUGUCACAAACACCCGAAGAGCGAUUUAUUGAUCGAUAUCCUGGGAAAAAAAUCGAAAUGAUAAGGGACAAAUUAAAGCUUGACACCAGCGUCGUUCGUACAUGGUUUGACGGACCGAUAGACAGGCUUAUAGAGGAAAUAAAAUUUAUUCUUGGCCAACAGGAAGUAGAAAUUGCUUUGCUAGUUGGAGGUUUUGGUGAAUGUGGUUUCCUUAAAGAGAAACUGAAUAAGGAAAUGGACCAUAAGAGCAAGAUGCUUAUUGUGCCAAAAGAUGCCAGUUUGGCCGUUUUGAAGGGUGCUGUAAUUUACGGUUUUAAUCCAAAUGCUGUAUCAGUCCGAGUGAUGAAAUAUUCGUACGGAAUUGAGGCAGUCCGAGAUUUUGACAAAACGAAGGAUGAAGAAGCCGAUGCUGUGGUUCUUAACAGGAAGAAAAAGGUUGAUCAUAUAUUCAUCCCUUUCGUUCUAGCUGGCGAAACAGUUAAGGUUGGGCAAAAAGUGAAAAGGACGUUUACACCAACUGGGGAAACGGAAUCUUUGCUGAAAAUUUACCGCAGCGAAAAUCCAAACGUUAAAAUGACGACUGACUGUGAGAGAAUCGGGACUCUAAGGGUGCUCUUGUCGGCAAGACAUAAGAAGUUUAAAGUCAAAAUGGUAUUUGGCCAAACAGAGUUGAUUGUGAAAGCAAAGGUAAAGAAGUCAGAAAAUGAACACCAUGCGGUCUUCGACUGUUUCAUGUAGAAAACAAAGUAACUUCGUUUGAUGGAUGGCAAUAACCAAAGUUGGUGAAAACUAUUUCAAAAUGUCGGCGUCAUUAAAGUAUUAGGCUUAAUGUUUAUAAAAUUGGGAUAAAAUACAAUAUUUUUUUAAUAAAACAUUAAAAUGUUUGCUUAGAUCUGUAUCGACUGUAAUGUAUUUUACAAAAAGCAAAGCAGGUAACUGUUUGGAAAUAAAAUCUGUAAACAAAUCUUUUAGAAGCAAAGAAUGCAACCAAGAAGAAUAAUAGCAGACUCGGUUUGAUUGAGUCUGCUCAUGAGAAGUAAUGCAAUGUGCAACACUUCUCAUGCACCCUAGCACCGGCUAAGAGGCACUCCAUUACACAUACGUUGAAUGGACUCCAUGAUCCCAAAGGACCAGAAAAUAUAACAACACUGAAUCUUAAGCCUUAAACAUUUUAAUAUGUUGGGGCAAACAUUUUAGUUUUAUUAUAUUUGUACCUACUGCUUAUCUUAUUGUACUAAUCAGAGAUAAUAAAUUUAAAAACAUG